AUGCUCUUCCUGUUGGUAGCCCUUGCGUUCUGUGCUUCGGCCGAGGUGAAAUGCACCUUCGACAAAAACACCGAGUCAUCGGAUCAAACAAACUUCGAGGUCAACGAAAACUACCAUGAGCGGUACUGUGGAACUGAGUGCCCAUGCCGAGGCGUCGAGGGGUGUGUCCUUGACUAUACCGAAUUCCCCGACAGAGAUCUUUCCAAUGUCACUGGUACUGUUGCUACUAUUAUUGGUAAGACGUAUGACUUGACUUUUGCGUUGAGAGUGAAAGACACUUUGAGUGUUGAAACCGUGAUGUUGGGAUCAAACAGAACCCAAUACAAACUUGAAGAAGGAGCAACCUUGUCUGUUGGCAAACAACAAAAAGUCGAAGGCACAAACGGCUCGUUCUGCACUAUCAUUAGAUGCACCAAGUCUUGCACUAUUAAAAACUCCAACUUCGAAAAGGAUUUGGACUACUCUAUUACUUUCAUCAACAACCCAGAUAACACCGAGACUAACACUACUAUCAACAUCGACACAGUGACCUUCACUAUCGAUUUCGCUUCAGACGAUAGACAACAAGUCUUCACUCGAGAAAACGUCGUCAUGGGAACCCUAAAAGCCGUUUUCAAGAUUAAAGGAACUAACGAAGAUGUUUUGAACCACGCCAAUACUCAAGUCCCAUUGUUCUACAGUGAGAACGGAUUUAACAAAGAAAACACUGAAGUCACUGCUCAAUUGAACGACGGCCUUACUGGUAUCACUUACACCGUCGAUUACCAAUGCGACGGAAAAUGGAUUGUUGCCGUCCCAUCAGGUGACUCAAAACCAAUUGAAUGCUUCGAUCCAACCAUCUCCACUGGUGACCAAAGCCUCGAGGACGGCUGUGAUAUUGCCUUCAUCGUCAUCAUCUGUAUGGCUGAUGUCACACUCCUCCUCGUUUUGGGCGUCUUCGGUACUCUCGCCAUUUUGCAAUUCCUCAAGAACAGAAAGCACGCCGGGACAGAGGGAGCCGACGCUUAUAUGAAGAUCAAUGACGCGACUGUCGCUUAA
Entamoeba invadens IP1 is the source of this 1038-nucleotide messenger RNA. RefSeq lists its product as hypothetical. The transcript has a single exon. The record is from RefSeq and is a predicted model, not a curated record. The coding region runs from base 1 to 1038 and encodes 345 amino acids. NCBI's taxonomy places the organism in Eukaryota, Evosea, Mastigamoebida, Endamoebidae.